AAUUAUUUUUCCAAUAUAAAUUGGGCUUACUAAUAUUACAUCGAUACUCUCUGCCUAUGAUUCAUUCCACUUUGCAGAAUCUAUCCUCCAAAUUCAUUUUUCAAGAUCAAGAUCAAUAGUAGCGACUUGACAAAUUGGCACUAACUCUGACUUUCAUAUACCAAUAGUACGUGCAUGAUUUCUUAACCAUAGAAUAAAAAUCACGAUACUAUGGAAAAACUGAACAAGCUCACUCAUCUUCAACGACAACUUCUUGACGCUAUUUUCAAUAGCGGAGUAUCACGUCAAUGUUUGUUCCAGUAUUUGGAAAUUACAGAACAGCAGAAACCUGGCAGUACCGUUGGAACACAAACUGAUAUUACACCACUCUAUACUCUUUGGGAUGAAAACGAAUCAGAUGUAAAGGAAAAUUAUAAGACAACAAACGAACAAAGAGGAGGAAGUUUAGAAAAUUUGGCCAGGGACGGAGAGGCACAUCAAGGGUCAUGUACUACAAAGGACAAUUCUGGAUCAACCAAGACACUCAAAAAAUGUGAAGAUACGAGCGUUAAUAUUAAGCAAGAAAUGAUCAUUACAGCGGAGGACAUAAACAGAACAGACAAAAAGAAACCAUCUGAGAGAAAUAAAGGGACAACAAACAGUUCAAGAAAAAGAAAAGGUUCCGUUUCCGCUCACGACUUGUCACCUAAACCACAGGAUUUAAGCAAAACCCGAAGCGUGAAAACUGCAAAUAGGAGUCGCAAACAAGACAAGGAUGACAAUGGGAUAAAAGUUACAAUUGAAACAGUUCAUUGUGACAAUAUUGUACCCAUGGAACUUAAUGUUUCACAUUCACUGAACAAUAAGUUAGCUGCACACGGUGCAAAUUCGGGCACAACUUACAGCGGUUCAUCAGCCAGGGUUGAAAACCUUCAGCCGACUCGCUAUAUUCAACAUCAACAGGGAGCUUUCGUUCAACUCGAUAUAGCACGAAAUUUAGCCAUGGACAUGACUUCCAACUACCAACCAUCUCGAGCAAUUACUGAUGAAGUUAUCAGAUUUGGACAGAUGGGACGUAAUUUAUCAAAGGAAGAUAACAAAUCAAUCAUGCCAAGUGGUGGAAUUAGUUCAUCUCAACCGUCUGUAACCCAAACUCACUAUAGAAUACAGGACAAUAAUAUACAAAUUCACAUGCCCACACAAGAUAAUUCAAACAUGUAUGCUGAACUGAAAACUGCUCAACAGCAGCUUAGUGAUCAACAGCAAUUUUCUAACGCAAUGCGUGCUCCAUCGUUUGACAAUGAAUAUGGGACCCAGCAAAGAAUGCAUUUGCCUCCUCCUCCUCCAGUUAUAACAUCCUCUUCUAUCAGUGGCUUUGAAGCAAUAUCAAUGCAAACCGGCUCAGCAAACAAUUAUUUCCAAGACAUGGGUGUAGAACGACAAGCCGUAUAUGGGGAUAGUGUGAAAACAGAGCAAAAUAAUCAAUCCAAUCCCGGAACGCUAGAUGUUGAACUGGGAAUAGUACGACAAAACGAAUAUUCAGCAUCGCAAGUACAAUUUCCAACAAGUAUGGUGAUGACCUCGUUAGGCGAUGUAAGACAAGGUGUAAACUCUAAUUUAGAAUGUAGCAACCUUAACCAACAAGGUAUAGAUCAAACUCAUUCACAUCAUCUACUUGCGCAACUGCAAGAACAAUCGCUUGGAAUGAACGCAGAUAUGUACAUGAUGCAAGCACCAAGUCACGAAGUCGUUACACAAGUAAAACGACGAGAAGACGUAUUGUACGGCGGUCAAAAUAUGCAAGAAGUCCAUUUACUGGAAGAUGAGUCUGAACAUCAAAUGCAACACCAAACUAAGCUUGAGCAAGACACUUUAUAUGAGCAAGAAAAAAUGGAAUUGGACAACGGUACCCUUGGCCAAAAUAUCAGAGGAAAAAAGAGACCCAAUGAUUCUGAUGAUGCGGCGUCUUUUAAUGAUUCUAAUUUAAAUGAAAUUGAACCGGACCAAAGUAUAACGGAUAUUGUGCAAGGAACACCAGGGAACGAGAGCAAAAAGGCCGAAGCGGAACAUUUACUGAGUUUGGAUCCAUGGCGUGUUGCAAAGUCUGUGAAGGCAUACAUGGCUCAGCAUAAUAUUCCUCAAAGAGAAGUAGUAGAUUCAACAGGUCUAAAUCAAAGUCAUUUAUCACAACAUUUGAACAAGGGAACACCUAUGAAGCAGCAGAAAAGAUGGCUUCUGUAUGCUUGGUUCAUCAAGAAAAAGGAAGAAAUAAACGCUCAAUUUCAGAUUGCUAGUCAUGGCUUGCCUCCAGAUCAAGUUGAAGAAGCUGCUGGUGUGAGCAAAAGAGCCAGGAGGAAUCGAUUCAAAUGGGGACCGGCAUCACAGAGAAUUCUAUACGACGCCUAUGAAAGACAACGAAAUCCAACUAAAGAUGAAAGAGAAACCCUGGUCACACUGUGUAACAGAGCUGAGUGUGCCCAACGUGGAGUGUCUCCUUCUCAUGAAAGUGGGUUGGGAUCGAACUUAGUUACUGAGGUGAGAGUGUAUAACUGGUUCGCAAACAGGCGAAAAGAAGAAGCAUUUCGUCAUAAACUUGCUCAAGAUGGAUCAUAUGCGAAUGCAGAACCAGUCGAUAUUACUAAUGACGGUAGACCAACAGAUUUAAAGGUCUCCGUGGGGGAUAUUUAUGCAAAAGGUAUUCAGCGAUAUUCAUUGGAACACCACCAACAGAGUCAAGAACCUAUGAAGUCAUCAAGAAGAUCUAGUGUCAAAUCCCAACCAAUGAAAGGGAACAGGAGUAGCAAUGCAACAGGCAAUUUAAACAACCAUCCCAGCCAAAGCGGUGGAGGUAUUGCCUUCGUUACACAACUUCCGCAGGAAUCAAUUGAACAAAGAUUGGAACAAAAUGGUGCAAUUAUUAGUAAUACAUAUAGCAUGAUGACAAAUGUUACUCAAGUCAAGGGUGCGACAAUGUGUUCGCUGCCAUCUGUCAAUACAUUAUCACCAAUUGUGAAUGCCCAUCAGAUACAGCAAAGCGCUAUCACAGGUCAUUAUAGCCACAAUGGUAUCGAUGCAUCAGCUGUUUCUCAAGACCCGUUACAUCAAGGGUUGAUUUUGAAUGGAAUCUUCACACAAGGUCUCCCUCCUCAAGGAACCAUAAUGACGUCUCUGCCCACUGUACGACAGACAAAUAAUUCGUCUUCUCCGUCGCCAGCAAAUAUCGUGAAUGAACAUCAUCAACUUGCUGCUCAAUAUCAAAACUCAACAGCGAACUACGUUCAGUCAGCAUUCCCCGUCACGUGUCAUACCAAAGGCGCAACGAGAGCAUAUCAAUUUAUAACAGCUUCACCGUACUCCGGAUCUGUACCAUGCACAACAGGAGGAAUCCAAAUCCCGGAGGGUGGAAUACAACAGUUUAUUCUUGCAUCUCAAACUGAAAACCAAGUAAAUUCGAUGAGAAUUCCAACAGAAAAUAAUCGGCAAGAAAAUUUGAUAUCUGGUGGUAAUCAUUCUUUGAUAACACAAGAACAUCCGGAGACAUCACCUAAUCAACAGCAGCAAAGGCUAACGUAUCGUCAAUAAUUCUCAGCAAUCCGUUGCUUAUUUUGUCGUGUGACGAAAACAUCAUAAACGGUGGAAUGUUUUAAAUAUGCUGUAACAACGAUAAACCAAACUGGUUAUCGCUCGACGACACUUGAGACGAUGUGUCCGAUAUGUCUAUCAAUCCAACAUUUGUAUUGAGAUGUUGAAGAAUCCAACCCAACUCUCAGGAAUGAUACAGCAUUGCGCUAUUUAUAUACAUUUGUAUCAAAUGCUAACACCGAACGCUACAUGCAGGAUGUUUGUAAUCUAUGUUUUAAAAGCCUUCGAAACUAAUAAAUAUCAACGACUGUGUGCUUUCCAAUAAUGAUAACUUCAUGUAUAUCCAAUUGAUGCUAAAAGCUCUAAUAAAAAUGAUAAUUGAGUUGAUUCCCACAAUAAAAUGUGUAAUGCCUAUCGCAAAACUUUGAUUCCACUUUUAAACUGCAAUUUAGCAAGAUUGAAUUCGAUCUAUAGAGCGUGAUUUCCAGUCAAUUUACCUCCAUUGACCGGUUUGAAAUUUAAAACUAUUUAUUUAUGUUUCACUUUCAUAGCGUACAACAACAGCGAUUCUGUGGCGGCGACACGAUUACAUUAAGUUUAUGCUUGCUUAUUUAUACUUGAUUCGUAUAAUUUUUCGAUUAUCAUGAAUGACCUGCUGUCUAUUUUCUCUUUACAUUUUGUUUUACAAAAGAUGAAAGCGUAAAUUAUUUUCGAACGUUUUAUAGAAUCCGUAUAAAAAUUUGCCCGCACAUAGAAGAAAAAUCUAUAAAAAUGGUAGACAGGGCGUCUGCCAUUCAUUUUACACGUUUUUAGUGGUCUUUCUUUAUUACAAGCUUGAAAGCUUCGAUUUCGGGAGAGCGGAGAAGACGAUAACUUCCGUAUGUGAAACUGAUUUUGCGUCACAUUUUAGACAAGAAUCAUGCUUCGUUGGUACUGAUUUUGUCCGAAGCGAUUUUACUUAUUAAAUAAAGUCAAUUGUGUAUUAAUUCUAGUGGGGAAACACAUACGAACAACAGAACAGUUACUUUGCUGAGUACACUAAUGAAGAAUAACAACAGAAGGGUUGAAAAUGCCCAACCGUCGUAGUUAUCUAACUAUCUGAAGCCAAAUG
Messenger RNA from Styela clava, 4672 nucleotides. RefSeq lists its product as uncharacterized. Lineage: Eukaryota; Metazoa; Chordata; Ascidiacea; Stolidobranchia; Styelidae. The record is from RefSeq and is a predicted model, not a curated record. Gene Ontology annotation, molecular function: DNA-binding transcription factor activity, RNA polymerase II-specific; RNA polymerase II cis-regulatory region sequence-specific DNA binding. Gene Ontology annotation, biological process: regulation of transcription by RNA polymerase II; pancreas development; liver development. Gene Ontology annotation, cellular component: nucleus.